Messenger RNA from Alternaria alternata, 5222 nucleotides. RefSeq lists its product as hypothetical. Gene Ontology annotation, cellular component: HOPS complex; late endosome. Bases 267 to 5033 code for a protein of 1588 amino acids. The transcript has 2 exons. NCBI's taxonomy places the organism in Eukaryota, Fungi, Ascomycota, Dothideomycetes, Pleosporales, Pleosporaceae. Gene Ontology annotation, molecular function: protein binding. Gene Ontology annotation, biological process: endosomal vesicle fusion; protein targeting to vacuole. The record is from RefSeq and is a predicted model, not a curated record.
CACCGACGCGCCAUCCUUGCCAACCCUCGUGGGCGACAUUCACAACCUCGACUGACGUCUGUAUCCGUGGCAUACACGCUCGGCUGCCGCUCUAGCCGCUAGACUACUUUCUCAUCCUCCUUCCCCGUAGGCCACAUCACCCCCAGUGCCACGAACCACGACCGAGACCCCCGCGUCGCCCACGGUCAACACCUGCGAAUCACGAAGCUAUACCGCGGAAAGAGUUGAUGUGCGCCUGAAGCAAUGCUUUGCGCAGAACGAGGCAGAUGAGCUCAGAUUCGGGAGAGAGCCACUCCAGCGCUCACAACGACCAUGGAGAUGAGAUAGACAUGGGUGAAGGCGCCAUGGGCGCUUCUGACAUGGAGGACAACGACGACGCUCAGUCGCUAGACAACGGCCCCGAGAGCUUGACCUUUUUCCGGACACGGAGCAGGAAUACACACGAAGAGGCGCAAGAGUCGGCUUCGGAGCUGUCUGUACGGCCCAGACUGACAGUCGAGGAAAGCCCUGCGUCGACGGAUAUACCAGACGAUACGCCUUCGGUGCAAGGUUCCGGCAUAUCCUCACCAACCAGCAGCGUCCCGGUAUCGCAUAACUCGCUCCGCGCCCACCGUCCGACUUCAUUACAGCCCUUUGAGCGCCGCUUCUCCUCGCGCCUGUCGCCCUCGCCAUUGUCGUCCCCGGCCCGUGACCAGUCACCCGCAUUCCUUUCGCCGCAUUCGCGACAGUCUUCCGUGUCGAGUAAUGCCGCCUUCCACCAAUUGUCAGAUGAUGGGUCCGAAACACCUCAGGCGCCAUGGGAGGUCGUGCGAUGGACCAAGCUGAAGAAGAUAACUAGCCAGGUCUUCUCCGAGAUCGGCAAGCGCAACUUCGGUCGGCCAACGUGUCUGAAUGUCACGGUGUCGCUGGCAAUAGGCACGUCGAAAGGUUUCAUCCUCAUCUUCGACUAUCAGCAGGUCCUCAAAUCCAUCAUUGGACCGGGCACCAAGGCCGUGGAAUGCGGCUCUAUCACAUCGCUAGCCAUCGCCGCUGAUCAUUCGACUAUCGCUGGAGGGCAUGCAACAGGUCACAUCUUCACUUGGGAGUUGGCGAAACCAGCCAAGCCAUUCCUUCACAUUCCGCCCCUCGAAAGGGCCAACCUGGAGGAUCACAAGUCGGAUGGCCAUGUGUCUGGUGUCGCCAUCCUUCAUUUGGGCUUCCUCGGCACCAGGCAUACAGCGCUCGUCUCGGCCGAUGAUGCAGGCAUGGCAUUCUCCCAUCUUGCAACGCGUGGCCUAGGAGCUAUCGCACGCACAGUCAAGACUACGAGGAUCCUGGGCAGAUACCCAACUUCUGAAAAGUCAUUAGAGAAGCCGCGGAAACCCAGUUCUGUGCUGGCUUUCGCUCCGCUCCCACUAGGAAAUGUGGAACAACCCACCGAUAGUAUGGGUUUGACCGCGCUUCUGACGCCCUACUUGCUCGUGAUAGUGUCGACUACCCCAGUUGCGCAGACGCAACACAAGGCACCUCGGCCAAAGGACGUGGAAGCACACAGCGCAUUGAGUGGAUGCCUAGCCUGGUUCCCUGCUGUCAAGCUGAAAACCGCCACCGGUCCUGGGAAUGCAGUCUCCAAGACCAAGCUCGUAUAUUGCUGGUCGAAUGUCCUUACCAUACUAGAGGUCGAUCACAUUCUACCACCUCCAUCGGAAAGAGAAAAGCCGACAGAGCUCCACUUUCGACCCCGAAGUCGUUGGAAGGCCGAAGAGGCUAUUGUUGCAGUUCAGUGGCUUAGCAGAUCAGUUCUCAGCGUACUGACCAUCAGCCAGCGACUCAUGAUCUUGGAAGACAAUACAUUGCGCGUGACAGACUCUUUCGACUUGCUGCAGAAGCACAUAUACCACUCGGAUCUAUUUUCGCGACAACUCAAGCCCGCUAUUGAACAUCUUGACGAAGAAGACCCGUCACUGCAUGGAGUCGUAUCAGAUGCCUUCUACAUGAGCUUUCGAGCUUACAAGGGUCGGCUUUUCCUUCUUGGCUUCAACGACUGCUCGAUCGGUACGCUUUCGAAUUGGGCUGAUCGUCUGCUGGCAUUGAUGGAAGAUGGCGACUAUAUAGCUGCUAUUGGCCUCGCGACUUCGUACUACGUUGGCGACGCGGAUAAGCUUACAGUUGGGUUGCCUGAAGACGACAAAGCUCGACAUGCUCUAGUUCGGCCGAAGCUGCUCGAAAUGAUAACAGCGUCGCUCAAGUACUCUUUUUCUCGCCAAGAUGACGUUGACAGCGAUACAUAUGAGCGACGAUCGAAGGAACUUGCCGAAGUGGUCUUCACGGGCCUCAUCUGUAUGGAGGAGUAUGACUUCCUAUUUGAAGAAGUCUACGAUGCGUAUGAAGAAGCGUCAGCCGAGAAGGCCUUCUUCGAGACACUUGAGCCAUAUAUUCAAGAUGAUGAGAUCUCAUCAGUACCACCAAACGUCCUGAAAGACCUCAUAACCUUUUAUGCAUCGCACAACCGCUCUACGCAGCUUGAAGAGAUGAUUUGCCGGCUCGACACAGGUACUAUGGAUCUGAAUCAAGUCACCACACUUUGUCAGCAAUACGUGUUGUACGAUGCGCUGAUUUAUGUGUGGACAAGAGCCAUUGGAGACUACAUUACGCCGCUCACAAACAUUCUAGAGCUCAUCAAAUUGGUGGACUUUGAUGUGGAUGAGGAUGAAAAUAUUUACCUUACUGCCGCGAAGAAGAUCUUCCCAUAUCUCGCAUAUACUUUCACGGGUCGUGUGUAUCCUGGAGGCACAUUCAUGGAUGACGACCAAGCCUACAGUGCGAAGAAGGACAUGUAUCGAUUCUUGUUCUCUGGCAAGAACCUGCAAUGGCCACCAGGCUCGGACGAGAUCAUCCUCACACGGACCGAUGGCAGUGCGGAGCCACCGUUCCCGUAUCUGCAGCUCAUACUAGACUUUGAUGCUUCGAGUUUCAUGAGUAUGCUGAACGAGGCCUUCGAAGACAGCUUCUUGAAUGGCGAACAAGAUUCGCCCAACGGAGCCCAGCCAAACGGGACGCGGCGUGGUUCCGCUCUCACGCCAACGCGCCAGUCCAUCAUCAACUACCUCUUUGGCAUCAUGAACACGGACAACUUUGACCCGGAAGACAUCAUCUACUUCUACAUGUUCGUCGCGCGAAACCUGCCCAAGUAUCCGCAACACAUUAUGCUUCCAGGAACCUCGCUUCACCAAAUCCUUGUCGGCCUCUGCAAAUAUCCUACUGACACCAUCAAAGAGGACUGCCAGCUCUCAGUGGAGUAUCUGCUUUCCAUCUAUCAUCCGCCCAACACUCAAAGCCUUGUACCACUGUUUCAGAAUGCAGGCUUCCAUCGCGUACUGAAAUCUGUCUAUCGCGGUGCACAUCAAUACGCUAAACUGCUCGAAACAUACCUUGUUGAUGACGAGGACGAGGAAGCAGUCUUUGGAUGUAUCGCUGACAUUUUGCGGCCUAGCAAAGGUCUCGUCAAGAAGCAAGUCAACGAGGUAAAGGCAGUCAUCGUCGAUCGGGCUACCGCUCUAGCCGCCGUGGACGCAUCACAAACUGCGACUACACUGAAACAAUAUGCGCCAGACCUGCUGAAGCCGGUUCUGGACGCCAUCGAGGCCGAACCUGAUGCCCAAUACCGCUAUCUCGAGGCUCUGAUUGAACCAGGUCAAGACGAGGUAAAUACGAAAACCGUUAUUGACGACAAUCUUCCUUCCGGGUUCAUCGAACGCUAUGUCCAGCUCAUGUGUACCUACAAUAGUGCACACGUUGCAGACUUUGUCAGCUCGUUAAAGUCCAGUGAUCUUAAAUUGGAUCCCGUACUACCGGCGCUGGAGAAGAGCGGUGUCGUCGACGGCGCCGUGAUACUGAUGGCUCGUGACGGCCUCGUCCAAGGUGCCAUGGAUCGACUGGUGAGGCACCUAGGCACGCUCGAGACUGCAUUGACAGGCCUCAUCGGCGCCGCAGCAGAAACACCUGAUGUUGCCAAUACUGAAGAAGCAGUCCACGACCUCCUGGAAGACAUCCAGAAGUACAUCAAAGUCGGCAUUUGGUUAUGCCAGGGACAAACGCGGUCAGCUGAGCGGGGGCUGGAGUCAGCCAUUGACAGGCGGAAGUCUGCAUACGGCGAAGUCCGGGAAGCAGAUUUAGCACCAGACGAGCUACUAUGGCUCGAGUUGGUCGAUACAUCCGUACGCCUCAUCAGAGAUACAUCAAGUGCCGUCGCAAGCCACGACGCCUCCAUCGCGUCAACGAACAUGGAUCAAGCCGACACCGUCGACACCGCCCGCAUCGUAUCAUCCCUCCGCUCCACCAUCCAACAAACCUUCUCUGCCCUCCUUACAUCAACAACCAUACCACCCACUCGAACAACCAAUCAAGCUCGCACAAGCACCCAGACGCGAGCUACGCGCCCAUCUUUUAAUCAACCACAAUCGAACCCCUCCUUCCUUCGCAUCCUCCGCUGUUUCCUAACCCGCGCCUCACGCACCUAUUCGCCCUCGCUCUCCGACCUACGUUCCGUCCUAUCAGAAAUCUUCGCCGCGUACACCUUCGAAGAAACAAUCCUAAGCCUCGCAAACAGAUUCUUAGACAAGGAGUCUUUUGAACACGUUGCUGAGAUAACCGAGCUGAGGAAACGGGGUUGGAGACCCAGAGGACAGGUGUGUGAGGGCUGCAAAAAAAGGUGUUGGGGGCCGGGAGCGGGAGGGAGCGUGUGGGAGGCUUGGGAGAAGCGCGAAGAGACUAGGAUGAAGGCAAGGCUGGAAAGUGGCGGUAGUGCUGGGCGCGAUGGGGAGGCGAGUGGCAAGGCGAAGGGGAAAAGGCCUAGUCAAGCGGAUGUUCUAGAGGAGAAUGAGGGAGAGGAGAAGGAAGAGAGCUUGGUCCUCUUUGCUUGCAGGCAUUUGUGGCAUCGUGGGUGUUUGGAGAGAGAGAGUGGUGCUGUUGGGCAGGAGCAGAAUGCGGAGGGGGGUAAUGCAGAGGUGGGGAAGAUGAUGGGGAGGGUAGGCUUGAAGUGUCCGCUUUGUUGACACGAUGCUAGAGUAGAACGUAGAUGUAUUGAUGGUAAUGCAUGUCUCCUUGUAUUGCGCCUACCUGGGGCUCCAAUAGCGGGCGGUGAGCGAGACGAGCUCCAGCGAAACGAAACCCAGGCUAUUUUACAAUCCAAUUGUUGUUUGAAGCUCACCGUAGUGACCGUUACUAUAUAAAUUAGACUUCCU